CUGAAUCAUUUUUAAUUUAAAUGUACAUCAAAUAACAAAUGGCAGAUAUCGUAAUGAUCUCUGAGACCAUUGUUCGACCCGAGAGCUACGACGAGGAUGGAUCCAACCGGGUUAAGAUCCAUCUCACUCCUUGGGAUCUCUUUUUCCUUCGAACCGAAUACGCUCAAAGAGCUCUAAUUUUUCCCCAACCCGACCCGGAAACCCACGUGAUCUCUCAACUGAAGUCCUCUCUCUCCGUAGCUUUGAAAAUUUUCUAUCCACUUGCUGGACGUCUCGUGAAGAUCCACAACGAAGAUGACGAAACGGGGUCGUUUUUCAUAGAUUGCGAUGGUUCAGGUGUCAAAUUCGUGCAUGCAACGGCUCCAGCUGUCUCGGUGAGUGAUGUUUUAGAACCGGACAAUGAUCACUGGACUGAGUUUUUCCCGGCAAACGGAGUUAAAAGCUGGCAAGGGGUCUCAGAGUCGUUGCUUGCUUUCCAAAUAACGGAGUUAAAAGAUGGAGUUUUCAUCGGAUAUGGCGUUAACCAUAUGGUUGUUGAUGGAACUUCCUUCUGGAGUUUUUUCAAAACAUGGACAGAGAUUUGCUCUGCCCGGAAAAUGUUUCCUCCUUUGUCUCUCCGUGGGUGGUUUCUCGAUGGGAUUAUUGAUUACCCGAUUCGAGUUCCGUUCUCAGAGACGGUAUCACCACUUGUUUCUUCAUCGUUGCCACCGAAUCUUCAAAAGAAUAUCUUUCACUUCACGAGUAGAAAAAUCUCUGAGCUCAAAGCAAAAACUAACGACGAGGUUGGUGGUUCUGAUGAGGAUCUGAAAAUUUCUUCGUUUCAAGUCGUGUUGGCGCAUAUGUGGCGAUCAAUAAUCAAAAACAGUGGUCUCAGUCCAGAAGAAUUGAUCCAAUGCAAGUUAGCAAUGGAUUUGAGACGGAGACUAAACCCUCCGCUCGAGAAAGAGUGUUUUGGAAACAUGGUUGGACUGGCUACGACCACCACAACCGCCGGAGAAAUGCUUAACAAUGGAUUGGGUUGGGCUGCUUUGCAACUAAACAAAACUGUGAGGUCACAAACGAAUGAAGAAUUCAAACGUUUUGCUGAAAAUUGGGUGAAGAACCCUAAAAUACCGAAUGGUUUGAUGGUGAAUAAUUCGCUCGUUGUUGCUAGCUCUCCACGGUUCAAUGUGUUUGGAAACGAUUUUGGUUGGGGUAAACCGAUUGCGGUUAGAGCUGGACCGGGAAUUGCUGGCCAUGGUAAAAUCCUUGUUUACCCAGGAACUGAUGAAGGAAGCAUGGAGAUUCAUACGUCUUUAUGGUCUCACGUUUUGGAGAAAUUAUUGGCUGAUGAAGAGUUUUUACAGCACGUCGUAUGUGUUAAUCGAAAUCAAAUGUAAUUCGUUUUUCUCUGAUUAAACCUCGAAUUCAACUCGAAA
This is a messenger RNA of Brassica oleracea var. oleracea, 1418 nucleotides long. RefSeq lists its product as uncharacterized. Bases 39 to 1379 code for a protein of 446 amino acids. The record is from RefSeq and is a predicted model, not a curated record. The transcript has a single exon. Lineage: Eukaryota; Viridiplantae; Streptophyta; Magnoliopsida; Brassicales; Brassicaceae.